CAAAUUCCAAUCUGAUCUUGUCGGGACAUGUUAGCGAAGGUUCUUAUUAUUCCUUUAUGUUUAUUAUAUUUAUCAUAUUUCUUAUAUUAAAUGUAGUUCUUGCUUUUUAAAAUUUCUAUGUGAUUUGUGAAAAGUGCCAAAUUGAUGUCUUGAUAUUGUUAGUAUUAUGAAUCAAGUUGAUCAAAAUAUAAACAAAGAUAUGAUUGAUUGCGAUCUGAUUGACGUGGAAUCUCUGGAUUAUUCAGAUGAUCAGACAUGGUUAUAUAAAAUUCCUGAAGAUUCAGGACGGAAAUUAGAUAUUGAGGAAUAUUUUCAGUCCAAUAACUGGCCGGUUGUUAAAGAUGAUGAUUAUAUCAGAACUGAAAAGGAAUUACACAUGCUAUUGGAUAAUAUUAUUAAAAAGGUUGUUACAGACGAAGUAUCAGCGCCGGAUAGGCAUAAGUUCGAUUCCCGGACUUACGUGAAACCUAAGAAGAGAAUGCAACGUCCAAGCAUUCACAGCAUAAUGGAAGUUACUUCAAAUACACCCUCGAUGUCACCACAUCCGUCUUUGAACAUAUUCAAUAAUAAAUAUCUCACGUAUAAUAAAUACAACAACCCAUUGGGACCAAUCAGUCCGAUGUUGAGGCUAAAAACUUUUAAUGUGGAUACGAAUUCCGAGAACAGUGCAGCCGCUAAAGAGUUUUCUAUGAAACGAAGAAGUUUGGCUCCCGACGACGAUCCCCAGCUGGAAGAUCUAGACCUGGCUUUAGCAGCGGAUCUGGACCGGGAGGAGAAUUCGUCUUUCAGAGCCAUCAACAUUGACCUAUCACAGCCGGCCCACAACUUACACAAUACAUUCAACAAAGGUAUGAUGAACGUAAUGCAAGAGAGCGGAAGUAUCAAUAUGUAUCAGAGCGGCGAGUCUCUGAUGCGAAUGUCGCCACCGAGCCUUGUGUCGUCACUGGUGAUGGAAAGUUCUGGAAAUUUCAACGAAGAGUCCUUGGAUAGCAGGAAAUCUUUAUCACAAAAGGAUUCUGGGUUGCCAACAUCAGCACGUGAAAGUCUUGAUCCAAUGAUGACAAGCAUGACUUUAAGCAUUUUGGAUGAGAAAGACAUGAGCACUAGCUUCCUCUCUCAAACAACAUAUCCUGACAACGAUAGUCUUAUAGACUCACUUCCGCCUAGCCUAGUUAGUUCAGUUAAUUCCUCGUACAUCGUCUCAAACACUUCCAAACCCAGAGGCGAUAACACGGACACUAAUAUAUUCAGUUCAGCCACGUUCACACAUCUCGAACAAUCAGAGAAACUACUAUCAGCUCGUCCAAGAUGUCAGCUAUAUAACAGUUUCAAACGGGACUCUAUAAUCAAAAACUCGGAGAGUUACACGAAAUCCCGCGAAGAGGCGUGCCAAAUAGAUACUAGCAAAGUUUUGAACGAGAACUGUGAUAAUACAUUAAGCCCGCAACAAUCUAUAAAGAUUUCACCGAAGAACAAACCAAACGGUGAGAUGAGCGAAACCAUAACACUGCAUUACUCCAACAAUAAGUUCAAGAGGGACAGCGACGCGGAGAAGGAGAACUUAAACGCGACCUUCAAAUGCGAGGAUACUUUCUACAACGACAUGGGCAUGCAGAAGAUCGAAGGGAAACUGAGCGUCACUAUGGACAAACAAGAACUGAACGAGAUCAUACAAGCCAGGCAGAAACUAUCGCUAGCCAGGAAAGCCUUGCCCAGCGAGCCGGAAACGAUCAAACCUGAUUUGUCCCCAAUAAAGACGAUACAGCUUCCCAACCAAACGAUAAUAACAGUGCCGAGGCAAAGUAUGGAAAACGCAUCGGAAUUGCUGUCGAGAAGGAGAACCAUGAAUUACGACAGAGACGACAACUCGGCUAUGAGAGACACGCCGAAAAGGAACGCCACCUUCAAAAAAACCUCACCCAAAAACAUAGAGCCGAGCGUGUCGUACGUGAAAAGAGACGAGAACAUCAUUGAUAUCAACUCGGCGACGAUGAACCUUAUAGACAGCGCCGAGAGAACUUUGCAACAAGAAGAAUGGAAUCUCCAAGAGCGUGCCAUGAUCGGUUCCAAUGAGAGCACAAGCACAGACACAGGUACAUUCAGUUCGAGCAGCCCGCCCGAGAGUGUGCCGGACACGCACACGAACACACAAAAAAUACAUUUAAAUAGCCAAGUGGCAUCGACACCUCUAACGACAUUCAAGAAGGGCAAAAACGAACUGCUAGAUUUACACAACACUAUAUCACCUAUAUACGACACGACCGACGACAAGUCGUACGCAGCGACGAACCUCACCAGCGAGAUGGAGAGGACUUACAACAUGAACACGACGGUCAUUAACAGCGCCACGAUAAAGAAGACCUCGGCCAAGAGAGACAUCCUGACGUCCAGGCACAGCCCUGAGAAGAAAACGCAGCGGUCGCCCACAAACAGAGUCUCGCCGACUGACACUGUUUCGUACGCUGCGAUGGCGCCACCGUCUACAGUACCAAGAAAGACGAAUCUGCCGACAUCGAAACUAAGACAAUACAGCUCACACAAAGAACUUAAUAGAAUACCUGUGAACCCGCCGUCGGCUGCUAGAGUGUUGGCUGGUCGUAGUAUGAUGCGCCGCGGUGUGUACGGCUCCAACCCCGCCCUCAGCCCCACGGACAACACAAACGGGGCCCCAACCAACUAUGUACAGAAUAACUUAACUCAAGCAUUAAGCAGGCGAGAAUCGUAUAUAUGUAAACCUCAAGAAACGGAAAAAACAGAACGACCUGUCCUCAUGAAUCCACCGGCUCUGGUGAGACAGGGGACGGAAACAUUGAGACGAGAAAAACCACAGAGUCAACUGGUUGCGCCUAAAGAUUUGCGGUCGUCGAUAGCGGCGGUGUCUCGCAAUCAUUACGCCUGUCCUCCGACUACUCGCCCAUAUUCAAUAGCUGGGACGUCCCAAUUAAGAGUCUCAAGGCCGACAUCUGUUCCGGUACAGAAAUCAGCGCCAGUUGUGACGUCAUCAGAGCCCCGCCCUAACACGGGCGAGCGUCAAUCGGGCCUCCCGAGACCUUCUCGACUUCCUGCGCCAAGAAGAACCAUCAGACCUCCGUCUGUUUACUCCGUGGCGCCGACUGGUGAUGAACAUUACUGACAAUACGCCUGCUGUGCCAACUUUUUUGGCUUCACAAAAUAAAACUCCCUAACACGACUGAUACGCUAAAACUCUUUAACAUAUUUAUGUAGUAUAUUAUCUUGACCACAAGUUUUGUCGGAAUUGUUACUGAGGCCGUUUGAGAUUAUAUAUAAUUCUGUUAUUAUUGUAAUAAUUCUGUUCCGGCGUUUGUACAACGCAAUGUGAAAAGUAUUUGUUUUUUUUAUUAUUAUAAAUAACUGUAAUUUUAUAAAAAGAAUGUUUCUCAUUAAGUUUAUUCCUUCGAUGAUAAUGUUUGAAGACAAUAUUAAAAUAAUUUUUCUCUAUAUAAAAUUGGCAGUUCCGGACAAUUUUUUUGUAAAGAAAUUUUUAAGAAUUAAUAAGGCACAAGCGUUGUCAACGAUUGACAUAAAGCUCAUAUUUUGUAUGUAUUUUAUAUUGAUUGAUAAUUAAUAUUAUAAUUGACAUUCAAAAUUUUUUUGAAAUUAAAAAUUUUCGUUAUGUCCUUCACUGAGGUCAGAAAUCCUCUUUUCUACAUGAAAAGUGUCAAUUUCAACCUCUCAUUGAAAUGUGUUUGACGCUCUCUUACAUUAUAAUUAGAUACUGAAAUCUAAAUUUCCAACUAAAAUAAAGAUUUGGUACAAAGACUUACAAAUUAAGAUAUUAUUGUUAGUUAACAAAUCUAGUGUGUAAUAACAAAUGACUUUUGGGGAUAUUUAUUUCUAAAUAAGACAAUUUUGCAUUUUAUUUAGAGAUUGUAAUCGUUUAGGGACGUUUAGUUUAAUUGUAUUUUGCUUUAGAUGUAAAAUUUUAUAUAAAAAAAAUAAUAAUAAUAAACUAAUUUUUGUAAAGUUAACAUUUUGAAAUGUCUACACGCACAUUGUAACGUCAGCGUCUGUCAAGGCUUGUAUAUAACAAGCGAGACUUGUAUUAAUGUAUACUAAAUUAUUGUAUAUUAUGUAAAGUUAUAAUACACAAAAAUAUAUUUAAAACUCUUCUGAAGCAUCUGUAAUGUUCAGCUUCUAAGCUUCUAUAACUGAAUCCUAUCUAAUAUAUCAUGUUUCAAUAUAUUUCAAUGUCUGCACACAUUUUAAACGCACUGUAUAUUACAGCUCGCCGAUAUCAUGUACAGGGUUAGUUAGUAAUUUCCUAAGCUACGCCAACAUAAUUUAUUACAAUAGCAUAAAUAUUUUUAAAUAUUUUUUUUUUAUAUAACAACAAAGUAUUGCAAAUGGAAAAUACAUGUUCACUUUGACUUAAUGCCUGGUGCGUUGUUACAUAUCCUAUAUAUUUAAUGUUUUUUCAAUAAAAUUUUCACCUCACUAUUCGUAGCACUGAUGACGUAGCCAUUUUAAAUCAGUUGCAUCGCUUCUAAAUAUUCCGCCGUACGGUUUGUUUGAACACGUCGUGCCUUAUUUAGGUAGUAUAAGGAAUUUUGUUUUCAUUUUCUAAUAAAACUGUGUAUUUACAUA
Danaus plexippus (monarch butterfly) is the source of this 4605-nucleotide messenger RNA. RefSeq lists its product as uncharacterized. NCBI's taxonomy places the organism in Eukaryota, Metazoa, Arthropoda, Insecta, Lepidoptera, Nymphalidae. The record is from RefSeq and is a predicted model, not a curated record. The coding region runs from base 167 to 3133 and encodes 988 amino acids. The transcript has 15 exons.